UUUCUACCUCCGAGACGAUUAUCAGCUUUUCGUUGAUAUAGCAAAAAGCAACGACGCUGUCAUAAGCGAGCUGCAGGCAAUGUAUGAGACGAACCCCCCCAGAAAUGUUUGCCACUCUCGAUGCCUUGAACAUUCUCCUGAAGAAAGUGCAGCCCUCCGAAAAUGGACUUUUGCCCUUUGAUGCCUGCGUAGCGUGGCUCAAAAGCGUCAAGUCCAUUAAGCCCUGGGUGGAGUGGAUCAGUCUGGACAACUACCAGCUUCAGUUCUACCAGAAGAAGAAGAAACUCCUGGAGAGUGUGUUACAUCGCUGGACCUGCACCAACAUUGUCUACAUGUUGAUUGACCACCUGCUGCACAAUGAGACACAAAUAGAGGAGAAAGUCCUGAGGCUUGUGGUGAAGCAUUUAAUCUUCCUCUGGAAUCGCCUCUACGUAACCUCGGGAUUUGAGCCGGAGAAGACUUUUGAUUUGGUGACGAAAGUGCUGAAGAAAUGCAACGAGAAUGCCGAUGCUGUGUAUCUGGUGAAGGGUGUGAAGGAAUGCAAGAGCUGCCUGCAGGAGAUCACUGACCCGGCGGAGCUGCCCUGCGGCCACAUCUUCUGCACUCGCUGCAUCCUGGAGUGGGCGAACAAGCAGUGUAAGAUCUGCAAGGCGGAAUUCCCGGAGGAUUAUACGCCCACGAGGUUUCCCGGUGCUGGCAAAAACCUGCCUGUCUCAAGUGUCUUCAUGUUAAAUAUUGGGAUAGAAGAUGCUGUGUACAAGCCGAAAAGCGAGUUGUCGCCCUUCGAAGAGUGCAUGACUACCGUCCAGUCCUCCCUCCUGAAGCUGCUGCUGCGAUGCGGGUUCAACAACGUCAAGGUUCACUUGGAAGAAUACCUGUCCCAGACGGAGGAAAAGAUAAUAUCCAACCAAAGUAAGAUGGACCAUUUCUGCUUCAUGGUGGUGCACUGUCUGGAGGAUUUUACGUAUCCUUCUUCUGAAGACGUCAGCCAGCUUGCUGAAAACUGCCUCGCCACCGCAGACCUGUCCGCUUUCUGCAAGCCCGAGGUCUCAAGAAUUAACACCCUCCAGUUCAUUGCCUAG
This is a messenger RNA of Pygoscelis adeliae (Adelie penguin), 1082 nucleotides long. RefSeq names its product E3 ubiquitin-protein ligase RNF213-like. NCBI's taxonomy places the organism in Eukaryota, Metazoa, Chordata, Aves, Sphenisciformes, Spheniscidae. The record is from RefSeq and is a predicted model, not a curated record. The transcript has 8 exons. Bases 84 to 1082 code for a protein of 332 amino acids.